This is a messenger RNA of Solea senegalensis (Senegalese sole), 5650 nucleotides long. It is a transcript of the gene wbp1, whose product is annotated as WW domain binding protein 1. The record is from RefSeq and is a predicted model, not a curated record. NCBI's taxonomy places the organism in Eukaryota, Metazoa, Chordata, Actinopteri, Pleuronectiformes, Soleidae. The transcript has 4 exons. The coding region runs from base 160 to 1041 and encodes 293 amino acids.
GGUUCAAAUUACUAGUCUGAGUGAACGAACAACAAAACAUGUUGGAGUGCACCAGGUUGAGCUGUUGACUAGCAACAGCCACCUGCAGUCACCUCGACUAUUCGAUUCGACUGACUGCUAUAUGAUUCCCGUCGUGUCACCGGCCGACAACCCAGAAAGAUGCCGCAGAAAGCACUGGGAUCCGUUGUAGGUCUGCUUUAUACCGGGACCUGUCUGGUGCAGGCAAAAGAGUUCUGUUUUGGUGUCAAUAAUGAACAAUACCGAUGUGAGAUGGGUUACUGCUGUGGGGAGACCGAGUGUUGCACCUACUACUAUGAACUAUGGUGGUUCUGGUUAGUAUGGACUGUGUUCAUCAUGCUGAGUUGCUGCUGUGCCUACCGUCACCGCAGGGUUAAGAUGCGAUUGCAACAGGAGCAACGGCAACGUGAGAUCAGCCUCAUGGCCUACCAAGGAGCCUCCAGCUCCUUCAUUUCCCCUCCACCACUCAACCUAAGGCUCUGGAACGACUGCAAACUACCUGACUAUGAAGAGGUUGUAGGCCACCCGCCAACACCACCUCCUCCUUACUCUGAAAACCCUCCCGAGACUGCUCCAGUGCUCCUUUCACAAAUGUACCAGCAAGAUGCUGCAUCCGUGCCACAACCUGUGGCGGCGGCGGUGGUGGCAGACCCAAACUGUCAGGCAUCAGGCUCAUCAUCAGAACAUGGAGCGGUGUCAAUGCCGGUCCAAGUGCAGCAUCAUGAAGAGGAGGGUGUGGAAGCUUCAUUGAUGGCGGCAGAGGGGGACGAGGAGGAGGAGGAGCUUAACACUCGACGUCGGCAUGUGACCGGCGACUCAGGGAUUGAGGUGUGUGUUUGCCAGCUUGACAUAGACGAAGGCUCGGGCCUCGAAGAGGAAAGCGAUGAGGAACAAAAGAUGUGCAGGGUCACCGGUGGUGACUACUGCUCCAGGCAUCAGCAGCAAACCUUCAGACAGAAGGAGUGCUCCCCCGAGCAGCCCAGCCAGACCGCCAGCACCAGCACUGGGGACCACAUGGUGUGAUCCACGGCAUAAAGCAGUCAGCCAUUCAGUGUGGCUUUCUACUUCACACAUGCAGAUAUUACAUAGCUGUUGCCUUCACCAUCAGCAUAUGCACUGUCUGUGUUAAUAAUUCUUUGAACCGACACAUAGGCAUGAUACAUGUUACAAUGAUGACGAUGACUAAUCUUAUGGCUCCUGAAAAAAGUUUGGGAUUAAUGCUGAUGCACCAUUUGGUAUGUUUUUUUAAAUCUUAAUGGUAGGGGGGAGAAUGUGGCUGGGUUGUGAGAGGGCAGCAUUUGAUUGUGACCGUUUUCUCUUGCUCCUAUCGUAUAUUUGAGCACUGCCAUCAUGCCUCCAUGCCACCUUACAUCUGCCAUUUUGCCUCCAGCGGUCAUUAAGGAGCAUACCAACAUGGUCAGCAGCAUUUCUUGCCCCUCUAUCACUAAGCAGAGGAGUCAAAAAUAACCUCCUUGAUGACCUGGGGUGAUACUGGAUUAAUUGAUAAGAGUGUACAUUUAUUCCCCCCCCUCUCCCCCCACAGGCGCUUGUGUGUGAGAGUUUGUGUGUGCCCGUGAAAUCUGGGGCACAGCUGCAUGGUGUUGUCAGCUCUGAGGUCGUGGCAACCAUCAUCUGGUGUCCUUUGGUCUGUGGGAUGUUGUGCAUCUAGAUUGGCGGAGAAAAACUAACCACCUACAAACUGCAGAGUCAGGGAAGUUUUUUUUGUUUUCGUUUCGUCUUUGGACUUAAAUCUAAUUCACCCCCACUAGCACUUUUUGAUUUUGAUAUCUGUACCUGUGGUCACCGAUUAGCAACAGGACCUAUGGUAAAGAGUGACCGCCUUUCAGUGAUUUAUUGAUUGUGUGCAUGUGGUCUCCCUUCUUUGGUACCUAACUGCAUUGAAAUGAUCGUAAUUGCCAAGAGGGAACCUAUUCCAAAUUUUUUUUUACAUCAAUAAAAAGCCAUGCGAUGGCCAUGUUAGUGAUGCGACAGAGUCAAUGUAUUGCUCAGUGUGUAGCUUGGCUGUUAUAAGGAAGGAUGUACAUUCUUUUCUGUUUUUCUUUUUUUCAUUUUGUAACCAGCUGUGCUUUAGCAAAAUGCCACAGAUGUCACUGUUAUUUGCAACAAGGCUCCUGACGGGCUGCAAGAGUGUGUUCUAGUGUGUGGGUGUUUUAGUGCAGUAGGGAGGGGGGUUUGUGUGUAUAUUUUGUGUUGUGCUGUUGUUCCUGGAUGAGACACUUGGCACAAAGGUAGAUUAACAAUUAAAGCACUGUUGUUUUUGCAUGACGCAUGUUAUUUGUGUGUUCAUAAUUGAGUUAAUUAGCUUUCUGUGCUUGUAUAAAAGUGAUUGGUGGAUGUUGACGUUGGCUCCAGAAAUCUGCAUACACAAGAUGGAGGAGCGACGUGGACUGAGAUUUAAGCUCCGAUGCUCGGGAUCCACUCUCUGAAUUGCGCCGUGCAGUGAUGGCAGCUUGUUAGCCGGUGCUUUCUUGGCACUCUCUGCUCUCUGAGUUGUUGAGAGGGAUUUGCAGUGGCAUUUUCCGCUGCCAGGAGAGAGCGGGUGCAUUAGAAAAUUGAGUUGGAUGCAGGUUAGGCCUACGAUGCAGGUUAGGCCUACGAUGCCUUGCAUGUUGCUUGCCCAGUAUACUGUAUAGUGUGUAUUCAUAGCAUAGCGAUUGAACUGGGUGCUCCUUGAUUGGAAAACAACCACAAAACUAUUAUUUGUUGCACGUGAAACGUCCAUGGAAGACAAAGAGUAACUCGUAAUGUAACGCUCCAUGGUGCAAUAAUCUCUGAUCAAUUAAUAGUCUAUUGGCUGAAUUUGCAAUUAUAAUAAUUGAUUCUGUAUGAAUUCAGCCAUUAGGUGUGCAUUUCCAGCAAGCAAAGGGAGGACUGAAUACCAACAUCUCAUGUUUGUUCGAUAUUUUUAUACAGGCAUUAAUAUGACUUCCAUGUCUCUAUAUUUACAAUAUUCUGACGAGGACAUGUUUAGGCAGUCACUGGCCUCUUAAGAAGAUAUAAUCUUGGGUUCUGCACAUAAAUGUGUGUCAUUUUGGGACACGUGUUGCUGAGUUGCAUAUUCCAAGUGUGUCCUCACUCCCACUGAGCAACAGCUCAAAGCUUUGGUCUGGUUGUGUCUCGUGUUUCGGCGUUCUACUGUGUGAGCUGAAAUGAUUUACUGCUGUGGCUGAAACAUGGUCAAAACUAUUCAAGAGGCUUUGUGUACCAAAUAUCUGCAUACAGACUGAAACUGAACUGCCUCAGGCCUUUGUUCCGUGUUCCCUGAGUAGACUCAGUCAGUCAAACAGUUACCUGUGCCGCCCUUAUGUUGCAUGGUUGAGUGGGUACAUGAAUAUGACGCCAUGCUGACAUGACAAUGGCCUUUCCAGAGGAGCUGUUACACCGAGCGUGACUGCACACAAAUCAUCUGGAGGAGGAAUUUAAGGCAUUCUUUUUACCACCACACAUCUUUUAGAGGGCAAAUGUCUCGAUUAUGGAGUUGCACAAUAAAAUAUAGCCUCCGUUUGUGGAUACAAGACGUGCUAAUGCCUUAUUAAAGAAGGACUUUUUUUUGAUGGAGAAUUCCUUUUGGUAUUUUGGUAUUUUGUGUUUGGUAUUGGCUUCAGAGAAGAGGAGUGCUCCCAUAACAACGGAACAAACAGAGCUUGUUCCGCAAACAUGCGCUCACUCAGUGUGAAAAGGAUGUGGUCUAUAAACAUCCUACCGCCAGGAGAUGUUGAGUCAAGUUCUACAUACAUUGAUUUUGUUCCUGAGGGGUCGGUUGUGUGUGAAUUUAGAAUGGCUUGCGUGUCUUCGUUAGUUGUGGCACUGGUGGAAUUUGUCAAGACCAGAUUGUUAGGUUUGUGCUCGCUCUUGUUUUUGUCCCAUGAAUCUGGUUGCAAUUAGUUUGUGAAAUGAACUGAAUCUCACGCAUGAAGACAAUAAGUUUAAAAGAAAAGAAAGAAAGACUCAUUUCAGUUUCUUAUGGUCUCUUUGUGAUUCAUCGCAUUUAUCCUAAUCCUAAGAGAUUGCUUUGUACCCUUCUAGUAAAGGAUGAGUUUUUCUUAUUUGUAUACAUUUAUAUGUCGAAGAAAUAACAAGGGUGGGGGUUCUUUUGCAUGAGUGAAGUGGAGGUCCAUAGUUUUCCCCUCAUUGCCAAACAACAACUAUGCCUCCCUAAUUUCCACAUGUUUACUAAGAACAAGGGCUAAACCAGUCAUCUUUUGUAGACUAAAGAAACCUCCAUCCAUUACAUGGAGCGGCUCAUCUGCUCUGAGAUCCUCUUAUUUGCAAUACGUGAACAUAGUCAGUUUUUGGAUCUCAUGGUAUGGUAUGGCAGAGCUGAUAUUUGACAGUAGCUGAUUGUACAUUACUAUGUGUUUGUUCUAACUUUGCCCUAUUCAGAGGUGCGUGAUGCAACAUCCUCUCAUUCUACUGGAGGUUUUUUUUUGCUUAGUUUUAUUGGAUCUUUGACCCUGACUUUCACCAGGCUCUCUCGGUAACACAGACUAUAGUCGACGCUGUAGCUGUUAGGUUUUUGGCAGCUGCACUGCGUCGCGUGUGGACCCCACGGAAAUGAGAGCCAUUCAUGCUGAAGUGUCGAUAGAAUAAUUGACCAAAUUCUAUGUCAUCGCCGCGCUACGCAAAUUGUUAUUGUGCGUGCGUGUGGGUGUUGAUAUGACGAUGGUCUGUUUGGUUUCUCACUCUCUCUCAGGGUCAUCUUUAACCAAGCAGUGCUUAAACAAAUGUUUGACCCACCAGUGUCAUCAAGCCAAAGUCAUUUUUUCCUCUUUAUUUUUUGCAACACACAUCUCUGUAGUGAAUUGUACUUUACUCGACUAGGCUAUGCAAAAAAACACCAUAAACCUACUGUAAUAUGCUGCGUCCCCUGUCUCAUUUUCCACUGUUGUUAAUCUGGGUACCAGUACAAGCAAUAUAACUCAGUACUUGUCACUGCACUGUACUGUAUUUUACUAUGGUUGGUCUGUGUACAUGUAAAAAUAUACUUGUAAAUGCUACUACAAUAAUGAGUCUGCUUCAGUGUUGGCUGAGUUGCUUUGAGUUUAAAAUUCUACUUUGUAUAUUAUUAUUUUUUUCCUUUUGGCUUUUUCUUGCCCGCCUCUUUAACCACUAACACUUUUCCCUGUGCGUAUGAAUAAACCACAUGAUUAAGUUGUUGGAAUCCGAAUGAAAAGUUGAACAUAAUUGUUUUUGUCGGACGUAUUUUUAUUGGAUAUCUUUGUUCCGUUUGAAACGUUUCCAUCCUUCACAUUUGUUGCUCUCAGUUAGAACGACUUCAUUUUUUUCUAGAUUACAGACCUCGACGUGGAACACAGUCGGCUUACAUUAGACCAGCACCAUCGACUCUGAUGUUGUAAAUGACAUGAGAUCAUAAAUAUCAGAGUGAGUGUGCAGAGGAGGAAGCAGGCGUUAACGAAUUUCUAUCAUUUCUAAUCUUUUUCCUAAUAACUUUAAAACAAGCCAAAAUGAGUAAGUAGAAAAAUAUAAAAAAUAAAAAUUAAAGCGCUGAAAUACAGAAAAAAAAUGCUUUUGUUUUAGUAAGAAGUCUGCAGUGUACUCUUUUGGUCAACAUUUGUAUUUUAUUUUUUUAAUAAAACAAACUGGCACUCAA